This is a messenger RNA of Anguilla anguilla (European eel), 3695 nucleotides long. RefSeq names its product cysteinyl-tRNA synthetase 2, mitochondrial (gene cars2). Gene Ontology annotation, biological process: cysteinyl-tRNA aminoacylation. Gene Ontology annotation, molecular function: cysteine-tRNA ligase activity; ATP binding. Bases 1167 to 2921 code for a protein of 584 amino acids. The record is from RefSeq and is a predicted model, not a curated record. Gene Ontology annotation, cellular component: cytoplasm. The transcript is spliced from 15 exons. Lineage: Eukaryota; Metazoa; Chordata; Actinopteri; Anguilliformes; Anguillidae.
GUUGUAAAAAGAAAAGUGUAGGAACACAAAUAUGAGAAACAACCUCAAAUGUGUUAUUUUUCCAUGAUAAAAAUAUUUUCGUCUGCCCUUUUUGAUUAUGUACAAUGGCAUAAAGCUUGGAAAAUUUGUGGUAGUUAUUGUAUCACCAGCAAGGUCAGCGAGGCGUCAUGUAAGAUUUUGCAUUGAAUUUAUCCUGUGACACGUACUUGAAAGAUUCAAACUGGAUAUGGUUUACUGUUCUCCCACUUGUUCUUUCACUGCAUAUAUUCCAGGAUAUUUUGGUCUGAUGUAUGGAUUUUUUUUAACCAGGACACUUGAGACAAGUUGUACAGUUGAAGGCAGGGUGUAUUUCUGCCUUUCGCCCAAUGAAUGCUCGGAUAGGCUCCAGAUAAUUAUGUAUAAAGCUAAGAUGAACAUUUGUAUUGUUCAUUGUAUUGCUAACAAGGUUGUAAGCUCAUUUUCAUUUGGCCAACACGUCUGGGUCAAGCAAAUCAUUAUUGCACAAAUUGUUGCAUAUAAUGAAAUUUAUGAUCAUAAAAAAUUGACCGAUGAGGUUUUCUUAGGGUGUCAAAAGAGCUUGUUUUUCUAUAUUAAGUUUGGACAGUCAGCUCUUUUUGCACUCAGCAUACGCACUUCCGGGUGCUUCACUGCCGGGCCCCUCCCACUUCUAGUCUACUCGCGUGUUUUGCUGUUGCCGCCAUGUUUGGGACUUCAGACGCUUGUGCUCCUCCUACUGCCUUCAAUUCAGUCCAUUUGUGGUCUGACAGCUUUCUUUUUCUUAGGUUUGCAUAUGAACAGCCAUUUUGUGGCAGGUCUAGAUUAUUUCAAAAGAGGAUCUGUCCUCUGGUUUUCAGGUGUUAAGCAAGUGGCAGCUCUACCACGCUCUGUCGUCAGUUGAUUUGACUUCCGUGUUACACAGGGCCACUAUGAGAUAAAAAUACGAGCAUGCGUUAUGAAAUAAUACUACGUGGUGUGUAGCUACAUCGCUUUGGUACUUCAUCGCGAAACUUUUCCAAGGUUGCAAAAUCACACUGGUGCGUGCAGUAAGAAACAAGAAAUCAGAUUAGCUUUUGUCAAGGUGAUCUGACAGCAUUAUGUAGGCUAGCUACCGACAGGGGAUGAAUGACGUCGCAAGCUAGCUGUUCUUUCGUAAGGCCCUACUGAGAAUGUACAACAUUAAAAUGUUCAGGUUACAAAACGUGGCUAGCCGCGUUAUAAGGCUACAUGACGCAAGAUUGCUGCAGCGAAACCAAUGUGGAGUGGGGUAUUGCUUCUCUGGUAGAAAUCGUAUAGCCUUAAACACACAGUUUGCAAUUUCUUUUUGUACCCGGGAUGAGAAUAAAUGGAAAAUACCAAAAGGGUUCGACACUGGGUUAAAAACCUACAACAGUCUCACAAAACGAAAAGAGCCUCUGGUGCUGGCAAAGGAAGGAAUGGCUACAUGGUAUAGCUGUGGACCCACAGUUUAUGAUCAUGCACACCUUGGCCACGCAUGCUCCUAUGUCAGAUUUGACAUCAUUCAAAGGAUUUUAGCCGGGGUUUUUGGGAUAAAUGUAAUCAGUGUUAUGGUGAUUACUGAUAUCGAUGACAAAAUUAUUAAGAGAAGCUUGCAGGAAAACAUUUCACCAACAGUCUUGGCUCAAAUGUAUGAGGAAGAAUUUAAGAAUGACAUGCUAGCCUUGAAGGUGCGUCCACCAUCGGUUUAUAUGCGAGUUACAGAGAACAUACCUCAGAUCAUUGCCUUCAUACAGGGAAUCAUCAGAAAUGGACAUGCAUAUGCCACAAAUAAAGGAAAUGUGUAUUUUGACAUCAGGUCAAUUGGGAACCGAUACGGCAAGCUCAGGAGUACAGGAGAGACAGCUGGUGAGGCAGGGGACAUUGACAAAAAGGACCCCAGGGAUUUUGCGCUAUGGAAGGGUGCGAAACCCGGGGAACCGCUUUGGGAGUCUCCCUGGGGACCAGGCCGACCUGGCUGGCACAUUGAGUGUUCCACCAUUGCCAGUUCUGUGUUCGGAAGUCAGCUGGACAUCCACACUGGAGGCAUCGACCUGGCUUUCCCCCAUCAUGAGAAUGAGAUUGCCCAGUGUGAAGCCUACCACCAAUGUGGGCAAUGGGGGAACUACUUCCUGCAUUCAGGGCAUCUUCACUUAAAAGGAAGCGUUGAGAAAAUGUCAAAAUCCUUGAAAAACUAUAUUACCAUAAAGGAUUUCCUGCAGUUGUACUCUGCCAAUGAAUUUCGAAUGUUCUGCCUGUUGGCCAACUACAGAUCAGCUAUCGACUACAGCGAGGCCAGUAUGAACGAAGCCCGGAGCACUCUGGCCUCCAUCUCGGCCUUCUCCCACGACGCCGAGGCCUACAUGAAGGGUCAGCUGACGUGCCAGGCAGUGGAGGAGGCCGUGCUGUGGGAAAGGUUAGCCGCCACUCAGGCCAGCGUUCAGGCGGCGCUGGCAGACGACUUUGACACGCCGAGGGCCGUCGAUGCGAUCAGGAGCCUCGUUCACCAUGGCAACUGUCAGCUUCAGGCUGUUACCAAGGGCGACUCAUCUCCCAGGAGUCCGGCCGUUUUCGGGGCGAUUCUGUCCUACAUCCGGGGGUUCCUGGAUAACCUGGGCGUCGGAUUGCUGGACACACAGGUGAGAGCUGCGGCGGACGCCUCAGGGACCCUGGAGAACGUGGUGGAGCAGCUGGCCAGGUUCCGCGCCGAGGUGCGCGCAUUCGCGCUCUCCCCGGACGAUCCCGCGGGGGAACCAGCCCGGCGCCCGCGGCCCCGCCCGGACCGCCAGCCCCUGCUGAAGGCCUGCGACGCCCUCCGCAGCGACCUGGCCCCGCUGGGCAUCCACAUCAAGGACAGGGGCACCAACUCCACUUGGGAGAUAACCAGGCAGAAGGCUGGGCCGGAGAAGGACGGAGACGGGGUGUAGAAUCCCAAGGCGAUUCCUCCGAAACCGAGCCAGCCAAUGGCGGGAAGAGAGCCAGGCCACGGUCAAGGGACCUGUCACGUCAAGCAGCGCCAAAACCUUCCUGCUGAGGAACGUGGGAAAAAUGUGUCUUUGUGAAACCAAAAUGAGGAAAACUCCAUGGACAGGCUGUGCUUUUCUGAAGGAGCUUAAUGUAAUUCGGACACUCUUGGUGAAGCAUAAAAAAUGAUACUAACAUAAUCAUAAUUGGAAACUGGACUGCAGUUUUAAAUACAUAUACUAAAUUUGCAGGUCUUUUUUUUCUUCUUUUUGCCGAAAGCAGAGUUGAUUUCAGUGAUCACUGUCCUUGAAAAAAAAAAAAAAAAAAACCUUUUUUCACAUCAUUGCUUGUGCUCCUCACAUUGCCAGCAAACACCUUGUGGGACACCAGUAAUCAAUAUGCAAUUAAAAAGUCAGUCCUUCCUCCCGAGAUGCUGCAUUUGAACGUGUCGACGCGCUCGGGGUUCACCCGCGGCGCGUUCACGGCUCCCCCGCAGGAGAGGCGGCGAUCCGCGUGACGCCGGGCUCCGUCCUUCCGUCGCAGCCUGAACCGCAGCCGCGCGCUGACCGAGAGCUCUGCGGGGCGACCGUGCUAACGAUGGCGGGGAAUCGGAAACGCCGGCUCAUUUCAGGCGUGAGUGCCCCCCCCGCGGGGUCUUCUCCGCCUCAAACCCGAAAUACAGAAACCUCAAUGCAGCUGCAAACUGGGCACUAAUAAAAAUAAAAUGAAACUGAAAA